This is a messenger RNA of Ricinus communis (castor bean), 1060 nucleotides long. RefSeq names its product protein LURP-one-related 6. The coding region runs from base 176 to 802 and encodes 208 amino acids. Lineage: Eukaryota; Viridiplantae; Streptophyta; Magnoliopsida; Malpighiales; Euphorbiaceae. The record is from RefSeq and is a predicted model, not a curated record. The transcript is spliced from 3 exons.
UACGCAUCACAUUGUCAAAAAAGCUAUGCCAAACCUUUGAAUCUUGUAACGACUAAGGAAACUAUGCUGUCCUCUCAUUUACUUUAGCAUCUUCUAUAUAUAUACAUUAACUGAUUGUUGCAUUGUGUAUAUAGAAGCUAACUAAGCAAGAAAGGAUCCAAUAACUAAGAUAGAGAUGGCUGCUAUAAAUUCAGGCACCAUGCCAAUUGUUAGCAAGUUAUAUUGUGCAUCUUCUCAGGUGGUACUUACUGUUAGGGAAAGGCCUAACGUAGUGAAUGGUGGAGGGUUUGUUGUAACAGAUUGCAGCCAGAAGGUUGUUUUUAGAGUUGAUGGGUGUGGAGUUCUUGGCAAACAAGGGGAGCUAAUUGUUCGCGAUAGUGAUGGCGAGCCUUUGCUUCUUGUUCGUCGGAAGGGAGGGAUGGUUCAGGCUUUGAGUAUUCACAGGAAAUGGAAAGGUUUUACUUUUGACUAUGAAGGAUCCCAGAAGCUGGUUUUUAGCUUGAAGGAACCAAAGGACUCUUGUUUGUUAAGGAACAAUGCAAUCAGAGUCUCAACUGAGCCAAGAAGAAGCAACAAAGAUUGGGACUUUGAGAUUAGAGGUUGUUUCCCUGAUAGAGACUGUAGAAUUGUUGACUACUUUGGCAACAUUAUUGCUCAGAUUGGAGUGAAGAAGGAAGUAAACGAGGUGAUGAGAAGUAAGGAUCUUUAUCAUGUAGUGGUGAAAUCUGGCAUUGAUCAAGCUUUUGUUUUUGGAAUCAUCUCUGUUCUUGAUUAUAUCUAUGGUGAAUCUACGAGGUGCUGAUAUGCAGAAAGUGAAAAUGACUAAUUAAUCUUUUGUUUUGUUUUUAGUUUCAUGGUUAUGAAGUUGAUUAGUAUGUAAGUCGAAUAAAAUAAGCUGUAGAAAAGCUUCGAAUGUUUCUUUGUGAAUGUUAAAAUAAUGAUUAAUUAGUUUGCAGAUGAAGAUUGGCAGCUCCAUGAGAUGCUUAUAUUGAUUAUCUAGUAUUAAUAAGCACAAUAUAAAGGAUCAGUUGCAGAAUGUUAAGGAUUUUACUUCUUUCCA